This is a messenger RNA of Micropterus dolomieu (smallmouth bass), 8413 nucleotides long. RefSeq names its product protocadherin 11 (gene pcdh11). The transcript is spliced from 7 exons. Gene Ontology annotation, molecular function: calcium ion binding. Bases 770 to 4573 code for a protein of 1267 amino acids. The record is from RefSeq and is a predicted model, not a curated record. Gene Ontology annotation, cellular component: plasma membrane. Gene Ontology annotation, biological process: homophilic cell-cell adhesion. Lineage: Eukaryota; Metazoa; Chordata; Actinopteri; Centrarchiformes; Centrarchidae.
UCAUACAAUACUACUGAGACAUCUACAGCUUAGCAGACAGAUACGGUGAACCGCCUAUCCCGGCUCCUGUAAGUGAUGCUGCACUGAGGCACACUUUGAUCCAACUCCAUUGGGGGGGCGAUGCGCUCUCUGCAUCCCUCCUUUAAGAGUUUUUUGGGGAGCGUGCACAACCUCGCAUCAGUCAAAACAAGUGGUUAUGAAAUAAAUUAGGUGUAAGCUUUCUGUUUUUCAUCAGAAGUACAUUUUUUUUGCAUUCUUGGAUUGAAGUUUUACGCGCGGGUCAAGAAGUCUUUAACGCACACGUGUAAAUUUGUUGGCAGCGAUUUGAAUCAGGCAAAAUAAAGUAGGAUUGUCAAUGCAAACGUAGGCUAGGGAUACAAAGUUAAUGUAAAACAAGCUUGGAUCAAUGCGUAUCCGUCCGUGGGAUUGCGAGCCCAAGACAUCCGAAGAGGAAUUACAGCGUCCUUUUCAAACAAAGUUGAUCGCUGUGCAUUAUUUUUUUUUCUGUUGCACAUGAGGACCACAGUUUAUAGCGCAUGGAUAAGUUUGUAGUGGAUAACAUUUUUUUUUCUACUUGCAUUGCAUUUUGCUGCCGCUUCUGAUGAGGAUCCUUUCUCCCCCUUUCCCCUACUUCAGUUUAAUUCGUGGCACUUCUUUUUUUGUAAAUCAGUGAUGUCUCUACGCGACGGUACUCUCGGUUGAUUUUUCAUCCUAUUCGAGCGGAAAAGAAUUACUGCUGUAGAAGUGAAGCUCCCAUCCACUCUUGAGUAUGGACUUAGCAAGUCAGGCUCAUGUGGUGGUGGUGGUCUUGCUCACCUGUGUGGUCUUGCUAUGCUGGGCCCAGGAGAAGGACUACACGGUGAAGGAGGAGCAACCAGAGAACGUCCGAAUCGGGAACCUGCGCAAGGACCUGGACCUCAACCUAGACCCCAACAUCAGGCUAUCCUCACCGCUGCAGUUCAAGCCUGUGUACAAGACAGGUGACGUGCCUUUGGUGAGGGUGGAGGCCAACACAGGGGAGAUCUUUACCACCAAUCACAGAAUUGACCGGGAGAAGCUGUGCUCAGGGGUCUUUGCUGAGAAACGCUGCUACUAUGAGAUUGAGGUGGCCGUGCUGCCCGAUGAGAUCUUCCGAUUGGUCAAGAUCCGCUUCCUGAUCGAGGAUGUAAAUGACAACGCACCCCUUUUCCAGUCCACUGUAAUAAACAUCUCCAUCCCUGAGAACACAGCCAUCAACACCCGAUACCCGGUGCCCUCAGCAUUUGACCCCGAUGUAGGGAUCAAUGGGAUCCAACAUUAUGAGCUGGUCAAGAGUGUCAGCGAGUUUGGCUUAGACAUCAUUGAAACUCCUGAAGGUGACAAGUGGCCACAGCUUAUCGUUCAGCAGAAUCUGGAUCGCGAGCAGAAGGACACCUUUGUCAUGAAGAUAAAGGUGGAGGAUGGUGGCAACCCUCCCAAGUCCAGCACUGCCAUUCUCCAAGUCACCAUCUCUGAUGUCAAUGACAAUCGUCCCAUCUUCAAGGACAGUGACUUGGAGGUCACAGUACCAGAGAAUGCCCCCAUGGGGACAUCGGUUGCACAGCUUCACGCCACGGACGCAGACCUGGGUUCCAACGCACAGAUCCACUUCGCCUUCAGCAACCAAAUCUCUGCCUCAACCAAACGUCACUUUGCCAUCGACAGCUCUACAGGACUGAUCACUGUGAAGCAGCCACUGGACAGGGAGGUAACUCCUGUUCAUAAACUCAUUGUCCUUGCCAGUGAUGGCAGCUCCACCCCUUCCAGAGCCACAGUUAUUGUUAAUGUAACUGACGUUAAUGACAACGUUCCCACCAUAGACACUCGCUACAUUAUCAACCUGGUUAAUGGAACUGUUCUGCUGUCUGAGAAUGCGCCUCUCAACACCAAAAUAGCCCUAAUUACUGUUACUGACAAGGAUGCAGAUCUUUAUGGCAAAGUAGCUUGCUACACCGACCAUGAUGUUCCUUUUCGGUUGAAGCCUGUCUUUAAUGAUCAAUUCUUACUAGAGACAGCUGCCCCCCUAGAUUAUGAGACGACUCGAGAAUAUGCAAUUAAGAUAGUGGCCUCGGAUAGGGGGACGCCUCCUUUGAACACUUCAGCUAUGGUUUUAAUUAAAAUCAAGGAUGAGAAUGACAAUGCACCCAUCUUCCCCCAGCCGGAAAUCCAACUUUCCAUACCGGAGAACAAUGACCCCUCUACACAGUUAAUAAAAAUCAGCGCCACUGAUGCAGACAGCGGACAUAAUGCUGAGAUUAUUUAUACUCUUGGCCCUGAUGCACCUGAUGGGUUUAACAUAGACAGACGGUCAGGAAUCCUUUCUGUUGGCAAACGACUGGACAGAGAGAAGCAGGAGAGGUACUCAUUCACUGUCAUAGCGAGGGACAAUGGCUCCACGUCCCUGCAGAGCAAUGUCACUGUCAGGCUAAUCGUCCAGGACCUUAAUGACAACAGCCCAGCUUUCACACACCCUGAGUACAACUUCUAUGUGCCUGAAAACCUGCCUCUCUAUGGAACUGUGGGCUUAAUCACAGUGACUGAUGCAGAUGCAGGAGAUAAUGCUGUUAUAACCCUGUCCAUUUUGAAUGGGAAAGAUAAUUUCAUCAUCGACCCCCAAACUGGUGUGAUCAAACCUAAUAUCACGUUUGAUAGGGAGCAGCAAAGCUCCUACACAUUCAUGGUCAAGGCAGUUGAUGGGGGGCAACCUCCAAGCUCCUCUUAUGCCAAGGUCACUAUAAAUGUAGUCGAUGUGAACGACAAUCGCCCCGUGUUUGUCAUCCCAUCUUCCAAUUACUCAUAUGACCUAGUGCGUACCGCCACUACCCCUGGCGCUGUGGUCACCAGAGUGUUUGCCAUUGACAAUGACACAGGUAUGAAUGCUGAGCUGCAGUACAGUAUUAUCAGCAGCAUCAUCAUCACAUCUAGGGUCUCCCCUCGAGGUCUCUUUGCCAUCGACAAAACAACAGGUAACAUAACACUGCAGGAGAAAAUAGUUUCAGCUGAUCAGGGGCUACAUAGGCUGGUUGUCAAGGUCAAAGAUCUAGGCCAGCCUGAGUCAUUACAUGCGAUCACACUUAUCCACUUGUUUGUCAAUGACACUGUGUCAAAUGCUACCUUUAUCCAAGAGCAGCUGCGAAAAAGUAUGGAGACACCCUUGGACCGUAACAUAGGGGACAGUGAGGUAACACCUCAAGCCAAUGGAUAUGUGAUUGUUGUCAUAGCUAUCAUAGCAGGGACCAUGACUGUCAUCUUGGUGAUAUUUGUGACUGCCUUGGUGCGCUGCCGGCAGACACCCAGACACAAAGUAGUACAGAAGGGCAAGCAGAGUGGCGAAUGGGUGUCACCCAACCAAGAGAACCGUCAGAUCAAAAAGAAGAAGAAGAGAAAGAAGCGAUCCCCUAAGAGCCUCCUCUUGAACUUUGUGACCAUUGAUGAAUCCAAGCCUGACGACCCCACCCAUGAGCAUGUUAAUGGUACACUGGACCUCCCUGUGGAGUUAGAGGAGCAAACCAUGGGGAAGUACAACUGGGCCACGACACCCACCACCUUCAAACCCGACAGCCCAGAUUUAGCCAAGCAUUACAAGUCAGCGUCCCCUCAGCCUACAUUUCAAAUCAAACCGGAGACACCAGUCGCCCCAAAGAAACACCAUGUGAUCCAGGAGCUCCCCUUGGACAACACGUUCGUGGUGGGCUGUGACUCACUUUCCAAGUGUUCAUCGACUAGCUCCGACCCAUACAGUGUCUCAGAGUGCAGCUGUCAGGGGGGAUUCAAGACUGCGGGGCAAAUCACCACCCGACAGAACCUGAGCCAGACACCGGAGAAGUCUUUUAACUCACCGCCCCCCAUUUGUCCUCAUAAGGAGGCCUGUCAACUUGGCAAGAUAACCUCUGUGAAUACCCAGCGCCGUGUGACAUUCCAUCUUCCAGACGGUUCCCAGGAGAGCUGCAGUGACAGCGGGCUGGGAGACCCGGAGCCUAGCAGCACGGCCAGCACCACCCAGCCUCUUCCUCUCAGCUUCCCCCAGGAGGAGUACUAUGAGCAAACAUCACCUAACAGCCGCACUGAGGGAGAUGGAAACUCAGAUCCUGAAUCUUCCAUUGAGGUGAACCUGCAGAAAGCCUUGGCUGAGGCCUCUGAGACCUGUACCCAGGAGUGUCUGAUCCUGGGCCACUCCGACAGCUGCUGGAUGCCCCCAGCCCUGGCCCAGUUCCAGGGUGCUGGCAGCCCCAACUCCGCCCCUACCACCACCGCUAUCGCCGUUACAAUGCCCUCUUUUGGCUUCCAGCAGAGUUUUGCCCGUGGAGCCAAAGCUAACAUGGGCAGCAUCGGGGUCAUGGAUGGUCGCCAUACCCUGGGCAGGUCUGUGCCCAAAAAAGAUGACCUGGACAAAGGGAUCAACCGGCCACAGUUCUACAACACCCUUGAUAGACACUGUGGUAGUAAGAAGGAGGACCCCGUCAAAGUCAUCCCCCUGGCGAGCUUCUCCUCCCCCGGGCAGCAGACGCCCACUGGCGGGGGCAGCAGCUCUUUCUUACAUGAGCACCAGUUAUAAGAGUAAAAGACAGAUCUUCAUUGCCCCUGACAUACAUGUGACUCAAUCCAUAGAUGGCUUUUUGUCAGUGACUUUAUGAUCAGUAUGUAUGCGUACGAAUGGAGGUAUGCAUAAUUUGAAUAACUUUGACCAGCUCAGUUUUACUAAUGAAGGCAUCUGAGAAUGGAUUCAAUCAUGAUGAUCUUGUUCAGACAAAAUCAUAUACGAUCAGUCUGUCAGCUUAGGUAUAGGGAGGGAAAUAUAAGUCUUAACAUAGCAGACCCAUGUAUAAUAAACAAAGUUAGUUCUAUACCAAAGUAGUUCCAUCACAGAAAAAUUUUUGCUUUCAGUUCAGUGAUGUUUGCUUAGUGAUGAGAAAGGGCAAAGUAUGCUUUAAGCUCGUUGGGCAAAGCUUAGUGGAACAGUGUCCUAAAACACCAUUUUCUCGUGCAGAAAAACACAUGCAAACACAGUACUUUGUGUUGAGUGAGCUAAAUUGGGAUAAAUGUUAAUUAUGAGCUCUGGGUGGAUGGUGUGUCUGUUUAAGUUCUAGUGAAAUAUUGCUCUGUAUAACACGCAGCACAAACUCCUUUGGUGGUGGAAGAUGUUUCUUUUGUCUUGCCUGAACGUGUUUCAGAAGUCUAUUUUGGUCAGGGGACUGCAGAAGGAUAAAAAAAAAGUCUACAAAGCGUAACUAGGCCAAUGGUAGACAGCACCAGUAAUUUUUUGCAUUCUACAUUUUCACCACGGACCAGUGCACAAAAUAUACGAAAAUAAAAACACAAACUCCUGCACACACACAUAUUGUGGUUGCUCCAUCUCUGCCAACUCUAUUAAGAAAGUGUUCACUUCUAGCAUUAUCUCAGUAGCUUAGCCUUGAAAGACUCAGACAGAUGCACUUUGGAAACGUAGCUUUUGUUUCCUUGCCUUUGUUUCUAUGUCUCACAUUUUCUUGCUCAGAAACACUCACAUAUUAACAGCUAAAAGCCAAUUGUGAAAUUCUCAGUCCAGUUACUUUGAUGUGUGAUCUCAGUAGUGAUCCUCAUUGUGGUUAGGGGGCCUGAAUGGGUCUCUUGGCUAGCCAGAAACAUGCAAACAUGAACAGGUUACAAGCACUCAGAAAUAUCAGCUUUAUCCGUUCCUUCUCUUCCCAUAAUAUCAUUAAUAGCACCUAUUGGUCUUGCUAUUAAUUACCAUUGUGUGUUUUCAUACAUCAGUUUGGCUGCAAAGUUUCUAUUAUGAGUUUUUACUAUGUGUUGACACUGGAAUAAUAGACCAGGGUGCAAGAAUAUCUUCAGGGCCCUGAGUUUGACUGAAUUAUUGAUGAUAAUGUUAUUUUUGCAGUUACCAUAAGAAUAGGCAUUGGCACUAUUUGAAAGGACCUCCCUGCAGGCUGCCCCUCACCAUGGUUCCAUCAUACACACACUCACUGACUAUGUGUGUAAAUUUUACUGAUGAUGAUAACUACUUCAGACUAACUUGCUGCUGUAACAGAUUGGGUGCAGUAUAAUCUAUUGCUACAGCAAUAAGUGACUUUGCUGAUAUCCAUUUUUCUUCCCAGUAACAUCCAAGCCAGGUGUCUGCAUCAUCAGGUAUAUGAUUCAUGCGAUUCAUUUUCUUGUACCAUCUUGCAAAUUGGGAACAGGCCUAAAUGUAUAAUGCAAUGUGGCAUUCUCGUGGGAGGGUGCAAGGCAAAUUGUGUUUGCAUGCUCUUAGCUACCACACCUAUUUUCUCUGAUACUUUGGGUCAGGACUCUUAUCAUUAUUAAGAGCAUUUAUCUGGGACUCAGUGAAAUGAUCACUUAAAGGAACAGUGUGUCAAGGACACAGAGAGGGACAAUUCAAUUUUGACUCAGUCAAUUACAGAAAUUAAAUAAAUUCAAAACAAGCAACAUAAAUAAAUUCUGCUUUAAAUAUCUAUAGAUGAAAUUGUCCCUGUUUGGGACCAAUUUCAAUUCCAACUCAUUUCUUUGUUAUAGUAUAGACAUGUAUCAUAAAAUCAGAAGAAGCACAUAUCAAAGAAAGCAUACAUCAUGAUGUCACUGAAAAUUGGAAUAUUACUCACUGACAAAAGAAAAUCCACUGCACUUGUGAUAUGAUCCAAAAGUUGCCUCAAAAUCCUCACAAAUCUUUUCAGACUAUGUUCACAAUUAUGUGAAUAAGUAGUCAAAUGGAUUCAUGGUUGGAUCUUUUCAACAAAAAUAAAUCUGAAUGAAAAAUAACAAUUAGGAUUUUAAGAAACUUCCCCUUUCAUUAACAAUGAGAAGUACAUACAUUAUCUGCUGUUGGAGUGUUUAUUAAUAUGACACAGGAAAUUGUGCCCUUCCUCAUAUCAUGGAGGGAGAGAAUAUCCAUAUGGGAUAAUUCACUGUCACACUUUAAUAAAAGAUGUGAUUGAAAUAAUGUAUCCAAUCACAUGUGUACAGUAAGCACAAUAUUAUGUGUAAACCUCACCUCCUUUUAACUUACUCUGCCUACAUAACUCCUAUGUACUGUAAUGUUGCAGCAGCUACAUUACUUGAAAGACAACUUCUAGAGGUAAUACUAGUUUAAUAACUGCACGAAUGUACAUCUGCAGGAUGUUGCUUUUGAUACUAACAUGACUUUUAUGUCUACUGCAGUCCUGUUUUUGUUUACCAUAUGCUUUUCUAGAGCUAAAAGUAGUGGUGUUUUAUUUAUUUACUUUUCAAACAAAUAGUCUACCAUAUGAAUGUGCAACAGUUUUUAUGGGAUGAGGCUCUUCCGCAUAAGUAGUAUUGCUCCGUGUCAGGAGGUUUUCAUCUUUCACAAAACACAGUGAAAUAGGCAAAAUGUUAAGGGUGAUCAUGGGUUUUCACUUUGCAUGAUUCUGCUCUCACUGUUUGUUUGUUUUUCAUAUUUAUCUAAUUUCCUCUGCCCGAACAGUUAACAUGGUAUACAUAAAACUGAAGAUAGUUGUUUUAUUUUUUCAGAACAUUUCUAUUCAAAAUGUGUGUCAUUAUUACCAUGUCAAUUUGUGUCAUGAUUUGCAUGAACUGUUUGGACUUCCACGAGGCGUUUUGACACUUGACUAUGUAGUUCAUGCAUCCAUCAUUAGAUUCAAUGUCAGUAUUGAUGUUUACUGCUCUACCUGUUUGUCUGUCUUAUAAAACAAAACAAAUGUUACACAACAAAUGUCAAAGUUUGUGAAGUGUGCGUUUCACUUAUGCCUCUAUACGUACACACAAAUAUCUAUAAUGUCAGGAAAACUGGAUUUUAAACUGUAUAUAGCAGUACCCCUAAGUACUAGUAAUGGUUAAAAAACUGCAAAUACACAUACAGUAAAGACUAAAGGCUACAGGCUAAAUUCUGGAAUUUGCAAUGUUGAGCAAAAGGGAAAACAUAAGAAGUGAUGAGAUGACAAUCUCUGUUGUAAUGUAAAUGGAUUCAUAUGCAUAAUAUUAAUGAGAGUGUGUUUGAAUGUGUUUAUAAGUGAUCUUGUAUGUGUGUGAGGGAGCGUUAGUGUCUCCUUGCAUGUGUGAACGUGUGUGUUUGUGUGUGUGUGUGAGUGUGUGUGCACAUAUGUGUAUUCUGGCAUGCACCUUGUCAGAAUAUUUUAUGCACACAAAUGUAUCUUGUACAAAACUAUAUCAAAAUAUAAGACUUAAGUAUAUGCUUGUAAAUUAGUCAUCAGUGAGUCAGGUCAACUUUGCUUUGACAGAAGGCUUCAGUGCUUGCCAGCAAAUCUGUAUUGGUCAGUUAAGCUAUAUACAGUCUGUGUUGUCAUGCCGUUGUAAGAUAUCCCAUUUAAAUCUAUGAAAAAAAUGACCUUCCAUAUGGUGAAAUGAUUUUUCUUGUCAUUGAAUUUUACUUGAGCCAUUAAAUAUUGAGUUCUUAAAAGUA